Lodderomyces pseudojiufengensis is the source of this 5739-nucleotide messenger RNA. It is a transcript of the gene BNI1, whose product is annotated as formin. NCBI's taxonomy places the organism in Eukaryota, Fungi, Ascomycota, Pichiomycetes, Serinales, Debaryomycetaceae. The record is from RefSeq and is a predicted model, not a curated record. Gene Ontology annotation, biological process: actin filament bundle assembly; barbed-end actin filament capping; mitotic actomyosin contractile ring assembly. Bases 1 to 5739 code for a protein of 1912 amino acids. Gene Ontology annotation, cellular component: cell division site; cellular bud neck; mating projection tip. Gene Ontology annotation, molecular function: small GTPase binding; actin binding. The transcript has a single exon.
AUGAGAAGAAGUAAAGGAGAUUUAUAUCAAAGUUAUAAUUCAAAUCCCUAUCAACAACCAACUUCACAUUCAAAUUCAAAUUCUCAAUUUUACAAUGAUAAUGGUAAUCAUGAUCAAAGUAACUCACAAUUGAACUCAAGAAUAGAUGAAGAAUUAAAUCAAUCACAACCUUAUGCAUCUUAUCAAACUAAUCAAACACAAUCUUAUUCAAAUCAACAACAACCACAACAACAAACUUCUAAACCAAAUAAUUCUAAUAGAAAGUCAUCAGGAUCAGUAUUUAGUUUUAGACGACAUAAAGAUAAAGAUAAAGAAAAAGAAAGAAAUCCUUCCAUUUCUUCAAAUUUGCAUCAAACCAAUGAAAGUAUAUCUGAUUUAUCAUCAAAUGAUUCUGCAAGUAUACUAUCAUCAGGUACUCAAAAAUCUCAACAUAGUAAACGACUGAAUCAUCAACCACAAACUUCACAAUCUUCAAAUCAAUAUCAACAUCAACAUCAUUAUCAACAUUAUCCUACAAAUACUUCACAACCAUCAGUAUUAUUACUGCAACAAAGUCUACCUCAACAACAACCACCACAAUUUCCACCUCCAAGAUCAUCUUCAAUACCUACUCAAGUAAUACCUUCUCCUAAUAAUAGAAAAUCAUCCACUUAUAGCAUGGCAACAAUUGGACAAGAUAAUAAAACUCCAUAUAAUCCUUAUGAUACCCCUACUCAAUUAUCAAGACAACAAUCUAAUUAUAAUACUCCUUCAAAUAGUUUAAGUCGAAAAUCUACUAAUUUAUCAAUUAAUUCAUUAACAAAAUCAAAUAAUAGAUCAUCUUCAGAUAACAACAGUAACAAUAAUAAUCAACAAUCUCAACCACCAGGAAUAUUCAAAUUAGAACGUCCAUCAUCAGCUUUUGAAAUUGAUAGAAUGUUUAAAGAAUUUUUAGAUAAAAUAAAUUCAAAAUCUUUACCACCAAAAGCUUUAAGAGAAAUGUUAAAUUAUGAUACUGAUAGAAAAUGGAUGAUGAUUGAACAAGAUCAAAGAGCUGAUUAUGAAAGACUGAUUAGAUCUGUAAAAAACAAUAAUUCUGAUUUACCUGAAACUUAUGCAAGAUUAUUAAUGUCAAAAACUAUUACAACAUCUCAAUUAAAUAAUUUAUGGAUACAAUUAAGAAGUGAACCUAUUGAUUGGGUAAGAACAUUUGUUUAUGAUUGUCAAGGUGAUGCUUUAUUAUCAUCUUAUUUACAAAAAUUACAUGAUGAAAUGAGAGAACAUAAUAUAAAUUCAAUUGAAGAUGAAAUGUUUGAUAAAGAACAUUAUAUAAUGAGAAGUAUGAAAUGUGUAAUGAAUCAAAAAUUAGGUGCAGAAAGAGUAAGAACUGAUGUUGAUUUAUUUGUAAAUGCAGUAAGUGGAUGUUUAUUAUCACCAAGAUUAAUUACAAGGAAAUUAGCAACUGAUGCAUUAACAUUUAUUGUAUCAUAUAAUACUGAUGAUAUUGGAAGAUAUCAUAAAGUUUUAAAAGCAUUAGAUUCAUUAAAUGAUAGAGUAAGGUAUGAUUUUGAAGAUUAUGAUGAAAAUAAUAGUCAUAAAAAAAGAAAUUUAAUAAGAAAACCUCCUCCACCAACUGGUCAUAAAAGAUUUGAAGUUUGGUUAAAUUUAGUUGAAAGAACUGUUGAUGGUAUUGGAAAAUUUAAUUCAAAUGUUGGAGAAAGAGAAGAAAUAAAAUCUCAAUAUAUUGGAACUAAUUCAAAAGAAAAUUAUUUUCCUGAUUAUUGUGGUGCAACUUUAUUAUUAGUAAAUGUUAUAGUUGAAAAUGCAGUUGAUUUUAGAGCUAAAAUGAAUUUAAGAGCUCAAUUACAAGCUGCAGGUUUAAAUAGAUUAUUUGAAAAAUUUCAAAAUUUACAACAACAAGAAUUAAAUAUUUUAAUGCAGAGAUAUAGAGCUUUAGCAAGAGAUGAUGAAGAAGAAAUGAAAUAUGUUUCAGAUUUUGAUGGUAAUAUGAAUUUUAAUGAUCCAGUUGAUUUAAUCAGGUCGUUAUGGAAUAAUUUUAAAAAUUCAGAUAAUCAAGAUCAUUUUUUAAGUACAAUGCAACAUUUAUAUUUAAUUCAAACUGAAAAGAAGAAUAAUCAAAAUGAAUUAGGUCAAUCGUUAAGAAUAUUGGAUAAUAUUAUUCAAAAUUUAUCAACUUCACAAACAAGUGAUGAAAACACUGCAAUAAAUAUUGCUAUAAAUAAAUUAUAUUCAAGUAUGAGUACAGAUGAUCAAUAUAGAAGAGCAUUAGAAGAAGUGAAAUAUUAUAGAAAAGUAGCUGAAGAAGCAACUGCAGAACGUGAUGAAGUAUCUAAACAAAUGUCAAUGGGUGCUGAAGGACUUAUAUCUAGUUUAACUAAUGAUGUUAAAGAACGUGAUAUUGUAAUUUCAAGGUUUAGACGUACAAAUGAAGAUAUGAAACAAGAAAUGGAAGAAUUAAAGACUAAAUAUAUGAAAGAAAAACAAGAACUGGAAUUAGAAAUGAGAGAAUUAUUAAUUUUGCUUGAUAGUAAUGAUAUUUCAACAAAUAAAACUAAAAAAGGUUCAAAAACAACUGUUUCAUUAUCAACAUCAAAUAUUGAAUUAGCUCAAAGAUUGAAAAAACAAAUUCAUAGAAGAAGAGCAGAAGCAAGAUUAGAUAAUAAAAAAUUAGGUACUCAACAUGAACCAUCAAAAAGAUUAAGAGCAUUAAGAGAUCAAAUGGGUGAUAUUGAAAAUAUGGCAAGAGAAUUAGAAAUGACAGAAUUUGAAAAUUAUACAGAAGAUGUUGAAGUAGAAGAAUUACCAUCUGAACCAGAAAUUAUAGAAACUGAAACUGAAUCAGAAGAAAUUGAAGAAGAAGAAGAAGAAUCUGAAUUAUCUGAUGAUCAAGAAAUUGAAUUACCACCAACACCAAUUCCAUCAAUUAAAAGAGGUAUUCGAAAUGAUGAUUUAUCCAAACUUGAUAAUUUACGUAAAAAAUUAUCAAAUUUACAAAAUGAUUCAAAUGAAAUAAUGAAAUUUAAUAGUAGUUCAAUGUUUAAUAAACAAAAAUAUAUGGCAAUUGAAAGAUUACAUGAAUUAGAAAAUAAAUUUAAAGAUUUUAAUAUUGAUUUUUCAAUAGAAGAUGAAAAUGAUUAUAAUAUUUCAACAAUGGGAGGAAUUGAUGAACAUAUAAAAGACAAAACAAAAGAAGUAUUAAAUGAAGUAGAAAAAUUAAGAAAUGAAUUAAGAAAACAAUUAGCUGCAAAAAAUAAAAAUAAAAAUAAGUCACCUACUAAAUCUCCUUCAAAAAGGCAAUCAGUUAUGGAAAGAAUUGAAAAUAAAUAUACAAAAGGUCAAGUACAACAAAAUGAAAAUUUUGAUCAAACUUCAAGAGAAACUAAAAGAAUUAAUAGAAGAACUAAUCUUAAUUCAAUGGAUCCAAAAUUUUUACAAGAACUUAGUAAUAAAGUUGGUAGAGCCGAACCUAUUGCUGCACCAAAGUUGGAAUCUCUUGAUGAUUCGGAAUUGAAUUCAAAUGGUACUAAAAGUGAGAAAGAACUUGAUAGAAAAGAAGAAGAGAAAGAGAAACCUGCAGGUUCUGUUGCACCUCCUCCUCCUCCACCUCCUCCUCCACUUCCACCAUCUUUCACAGGUUCAUCAACUGCUGCUCCACCCCCACCACCUCCUCCAUUACCUUUAAAUCUUAGUGGAAAUUCAAAAUCAUCAUCAAUUCCAGCUCCUCCUCCACCACCACCUAAUUUUCUUAAUGGUUCUUCUUCAGGUCCACCAGGUGCACCACCUCCGCCACCACUACCAAACGGUCAAGUCAAUAAAUACAGAGAAGCAAAAGUUUUAUCACCCGUCCUAGAUUCUUCAAAUUUUGAUAAUCAUUUACCAAGACCAAAGAAAAAAUUAAAACAAAUUCAUUGGGAAAAGAUUGAUUAUGAAGAAGUUGAAAAUUCAUUUUGGAAACAACCUUCAACAAAUACCAUAGCUAAUGAACUAAUGUCAAAGGGAAUAUUUGAUGAAAUUGAAGUUAUAUUUGCUGCAAAAGAAAUUAAAAAAUUAGCAACUAAAAAGAAAUCUGAUAUUGAUAAAGUAUCAUUUUUAAGUAGAGAUAUUGCUCAACAAUUUAGUAUUAAUUUACAUUUUUUUAGUUCAUUAACUGAUGAAGAAUUAAUUACAAAAGUUUUAAGAUGUGAUAAAGAUUAUUUACAAAAUCAUGCAGUAUUAGAAUUUUUUGGUAAAGAUGAAAUUACAGAAAUUACAAAUUCUGCAAUUAGAAAUUUUGAACCAUAUUCAACUGAUUAUAAAACUGAUGAAAAUAGUAAACCUGAUAAAGAUCCUUCUGAAUUACAAAGACCUGAUAGAAUUUAUUUGGAAUUAAUGUAUAAUUUACAACAUUAUUGGAAAUCAAGAAAUAGAGCAUUAAUGGUUAUAUCUAAUUAUGAAAAAGAUUAUGAUGAUUUAGUACGUAAAUUAAGAGCUAUUGAUGAUUCAGUUGAUAGUAUAAAGAAUUCACAACAUUUAAAAGGAGUUUUUGAAAUCAUUUUAACUGUUGGAAAUUAUAUGAAUGAUUCAACAAAACAAGCAAAAGGUUUUAAAUUAAAUUCAUUACAAAGAUUAAGUUUUAUGAAAGAUGAAAAAAAUAGUAUGACUUUUUUACAUUAUGUUGAAAAAGUUAUAAGAACUCAAUAUCCUGAAUUUUUAAAAUUCUUAGAUGAAUUAUCAAAAUGUAAUGAAAUUUCAAAAUAUUCAAUUGAAAAUAUUUAUAAUGAUUGUAAAGAUUAUGUUCAAAGUAUUAAAAAUGUACAAAGUUCAGUUGAUGUUGGUAAUUUAUCAGAUAUUUCUAAAUUUCAUCCAUCAGAUCGUGUGUUAAAAGUAUUAUUACCAUCAUUACCAAAAGCUAAUAGAAAAGCAGGACUUUUAUUAGAUCAAGCAGAAUAUACUAUAAAACAAUUUGAAAAUUUAAUGAUUUAUUUUGGUGAAGAUCCUCAAGAUCAAUUUGUUAAAAAUUCUUUUAUAAGUAAAUUUACAAAUUUCAUGAAAGAUUUUAAAAGAGUUCAACAAGAAAAUUUAAAACGUGAAGAAGAAAUAAGAGUUUAUGAACAAAGAAAAAAAUUAUUGGAAGCUAGUAAAACAACAACUCCAACUAAAAAUCAAUCAAAAGAAUCUAUUGAUAAUGAUGAUGAAAAUGAAGGUGUUAUGGAUUCAUUAUUAGAAAAAUUAAAAGCUGCUGGACCAGCUAAAGGUGAACCAUCAUCUGCAAGGAAAAAAGCAUUAAUGAGGCGUCAAAUAUUGGAAAAUCAAAGAAAGUUCAACAACAAUAGUAAUAAUAACAUCAAUACUGAAAAUAACUUAGUAAUUCCUCCUCAUCAUGAAUCGUCACCAACUAAAGCUAGAUCCAACGAGGAAUUAAAUUCAAUUCAUGAUGAAAUAGAAGAUUCAACAAUAGAUGAAACUACAAUCUUAGAAACUUCACCAACUGAUUUAGAAAAUCUUGAUUCUAAUAAUAAUGAUGAACCAAAAUUAAAUUUAAGAGCAAGAAAUUUAUUACAAGAAUUACGUGGAGCAAAUGAUGAAAAUUCAGACGAUGAUGAACAUAAUAUUGAAAAUACACAAGAAUCAACCUCAACAUCAACCAAUACUACAUUAACUGCUGCUCAACGAUAUAGACAAGAAAGAUUGAAAAAAAAGACAGGAGGAAUAUCAGUAAAUAAUACUGGUAAUAGUAAUAAUAGUGAUUUGAUUGAAUAA